GUGUAGCUUCUGCUAAAUGCAUCCAUUCGUUCAUUCAUCUUCAUCUUUUUCAUUCCUAUUACUGAAUGCAUAGUGACUGAACCAAAAAGGAAAAAUGAAUGUUGCUCUGUGUGCGUCCGUGCUUUAAAUGUAAUUCCUGCACCUAAGCCAAAUUGCAACCUGUUUUGUACAUUUUUGUUAAUAUGCUUUGUUGUAAGAUCAUAAAGCUAACUAUAAAGGUAACUAUAUGGACUCAACUUAUAAAGGUAACUAUCUGGACUCAACGUAACUAUGCUUGGUGAGCUAUGUUACAUGAGUUUCUAUUACAUUUCUCUUGGGAUAAUGGUGUAUUGAUGGAAAUUUUUUCUUCUCUGUACUUGUGAAUUAGGCCUUUAUUUCUUAUGAACCUUCAAAUGUUAUCCAAAUAUGCCCAAAGUUUCUUCUGUUAUUUCUAAAUAUUGGAUGCAUGUCUCAUUGGCAAUGUGAUAUUGGUUUCCUUAUGUUUUCUCCUGCCUUUAGUCACCCCUUUUGCAUACAGGACCAGGCUUCUGAUGUUGGUGUGCUUCUUGCCGAUGCUGAUGGGAUCUUCUACUCAAUCAAGUUUUUCAAUGCAGAACUAGAUUUUCGCUUCCCAAUGGGAGCGCCAUUGCGUGGGAUAAACUCUUUUUUAUCCACAAAUCAGCUUAAGCUUUCCGAGGCAAAGGAAUGAGAACGGGCCUUUAUGAAUAGGGGACACUGGAAGCCUGGAAUCAGUUGCGCUCAAUGGGAGAUGCCAGGAAUUUGCUUCAAUACAUGUUCAAUUCGGUCAUGCUAGGUGCUCUAUUUGACAUCAACAGUUUUUUUCUGUUAUCAGAAGAUUAAUGACUUUUUUUUAGAAGAUAGUUACGUAGAAUACAAUAUUUUGGUUUUUCCUAAUUUAUUAGUAGUAAACUCUAA
Arachis duranensis is the source of this 915-nucleotide messenger RNA. Its product is annotated as zeta-carotene desaturase, chloroplastic/chromoplastic-like. The coding region runs from base 446 to 688 and encodes 80 amino acids. The transcript has 3 exons. The record is from RefSeq and is a predicted model, not a curated record. Lineage: Eukaryota; Viridiplantae; Streptophyta; Magnoliopsida; Fabales; Fabaceae.